AUGCCGCCCUGGCUGCUCGGCACCUGCUGCGUCCUGGCGGCGCGGGCGGCGCUGGGCGGCGGCUCCGCGGGCGCGGAGGAGGAGGAGGAGGAGAAGCUGAUCCGGGUGCUGGUGCUGCUGCCGCAGGACGACGCCUACCUUUUCUCGCUGGGGCGGGUGCGCCCGGCCAUCGAGUACGCGGUGCGGAGCCUGCGGGAGAGCGGCGCGGGUCUGCCGCCCGGCUACGCCUUCCAGCUCACCUACGAGGACUCGGCGUGCGGCAACCGCGCCCUGUUCAGCCUGGUGGACAUGGUGGCCCUGCAGCGCCGGCCCGACCUGCUGCUGGGGCCCGUGUGCGAGUACGCGCGCGCGCCCGUGGCGCGCUGCGCGGCGCACUGGGACGUGCCGAUGCUGUCUGCGCGGCUGGCCGCGGGCUUCGGCGCCACAGAGCCGGGAGUAUCGCACCUUUCACCCCGCGUGGCCCCCGCCUACGCCAAGAUGGGCGAGAUGCUGCUGGCCCUCUUCCGCCACCACCAGUGGAACCGGGCCACGCUGCUCUACAGCGACAGCAACCCCGAGCGCAGCUGCUACUUCGCCAUGGAGGGCGUCCAUGUGGUCUUCCAGGAGGAAGCCUUCCACAUGGCCGUGCACAGCUUCGACGAGACCAGCCGCCACCUCGACCUCGACGACGUCGUCCGCGCUCUCCAGACCGGCGAGAGGGUUGUAAUCAUGUGUGCCAGCGGUGACACUAUCAGGAACAUCAUGUUGGCUGCUCAUCGGCAAGGAAUGACCAACGGGGACUACGCUUUCUUCAACAUUGAACUCUUCAACAGCUCAUCAUAUGGAAAUGGUUCUUGGAGAAGAGGAGACAAACAUGACCUUGAAGCCAAGAAAGCGUACUCGUACCUCCAGACUGUCACUCUGCUAAGGACCGUGAAGCCUGAGUUUGAGAAGUUUUCAUUGGAGGUGAAAAGUUCUGUUCAGAAGCAAGGUCUUCAUGAGGACGACUAUGUGAACAUGUUUGUGGAAGGAUUCCAUGAUGCUAUUCUUCUUUAUGCUCUAGCUUUACAGGAAGUCCUGAAGUUUGGUUUCACUAAGAAAGAUGGGGAAAAAAUUGUUCAGCAAACACGGAACAGAACAUAUGAAGGCAUUGCAGGGCAGGUGUCCAUUGAUGCAAAUGGAGACAGAUACGGGGAUUUCUCUGUGAUUGGAAUGACAGACCCAGAGGCAGGCACACAGGAGGUGAUCGGGGACUACUAUGGAAAGCAGGGGCGUUUUGAGAUUCGAUCAAAUGUGAAAUACCCUUGGAAUCAUGGCAGGCUGCGGCUAGAUGAAAGCCGAGUUUCAGAGCACACAAACAAUGCACCGUGUAAAUCAUCAGGUGGUCUAGGAGAAUCAGCAGUUACAGGAAUAGUUGUGGGUGCCUUGCUUGGAGCAGGAUUGCUAAUGGCUUUUUACUUUUUCAGAAAGAAAUACAGAAUAACUAUUGAGAGACGAACUCGACAGGAGGACUGUAACAUGGGGAAACAUCGGCAGUUACGUGAAGACUCCAUUAGAUCUCAUUUUUCUGCUGCGUAAAGAAGAGGAAAAAGAAUCCCAUUCUUCCUAGGGAAAAAAAAUAAUUAGGGAAAAGGACACAACCAAAGACAUCAGUGUAAAAAGAGGCUCUUGAAGAACAUACUCUUUUAAGCAGUAAUUUUGUCUUAAUUUCUUUCAGAAGCUCAGGAAUGAUUUACUAAUCACAUUAUGCCGCAUGGCCUUUCAUCUCAUGAAAAAAAAGGAAAAUUAUGCGGUUUGAUGUUAUAGGGUGUACUUAAUAUGUAAAGACAGUAUUUCUUAAAGCAUGUAUUGAGGGCAGCCGAUCUGGGUUUAGUUGAUGGGGAAUGCCUCAUUGUGUUUCUUUUUUUUUUUUUUUAGCUUCUACCACCUCCUUCCAUAAUUGCAUCUCAUCCAUGGGUGUCAGAUAUGGUUUCACAGGCACAGGUGCUGGUUGCUGUCAAAAGGAAAAAAAGAGAUUUAUUUGGGGUAUGAUCCUGCAUCACUGAAUCACUGCCAUUGGUUCUAGGGGAUAUAAGAUUUGGUGUACGGAGUUUAGUUCUGGGAGAGAACUGGCACUUGGGUCUAAUUAACUCCACUGAAAAAGGCAGGUGGAAACACACACAAUUCUUUCCUUGUUUAUGUGGUAUCACAAUCAAAAGCACUGUUUCUCCUUCUUAAAUGCUGGGAGUUACGAAAGUCUUCAGUGAAGAAUGGGGAGUUUCGGUGGUGUGAAAUAGGGAGAGAAGACAAUCAGGCCUUGGAGAGGACUGUUUAAUUCCUCAGUCUUACAUGUGUUUUAUCACACUCUUUUCUCUCCACUGCCAUGACUUUUCAGAGUGGCAAAUAUAGGCCGUGUCGAGCCUGCUCCUGUUCUCAGUGAAGUCAGUGGCAAAAUCCCAUUAACUUCAAUGAGCACAGGACUGCAUCCAAAACUGUAAAUAUGAAAGUGUUUGUAUAGUUGACGCAAUUAAAAAGGGGAUUUUUUUUUGUGUAAAAAUGACAUUCCAUCCUUCCAUUUUAUUUUUGGGAUAUUUUUUAUCUUGUAUUUUUCUAUUAAAGUAUCUAUUUUUGCUUUGGUAGGAUUAAAAAUAAAGGAAGAGGAUGUUUUGAAGACAUAUUUUUUAUGAUAGGAGUAGUAUGCAGGGAAAGUCAACAGCUGUAAAUACAUUUUAGAACUAGCAUUUAGGGGAGGAGAAGUGACUUUGUUGAUAGUAACAGACUUUCUUCUCCAGGCAUGUGCAACAUUCAAGUAGUUACUUAAACAAUAUAAAUGCAGUUAUUGAGUUGUCAAUGGGAUGAUGGCGCUGAUGGUGAAAAUUACGAAUUUUUCAUGUUAAAGAGUCCUACAGAAGUUGGUGAGAUUUAGCUGUCCAUGUGUGUACAAUUGAACAACCAAGGAACUACCUUCAGGAAUUGGGUGGUAAAACACUCUUCUAGUGGUGACUUUAAUCCUGCUACCAUCAGUAUCCCUGGGACUUUUGCCAUUGAUUCUACCAGGAGCAAAACUGAAUCUGUGAUGAAUUAGCUACUGACAGGUUAUUUUAUACUAGACAAAGGAAAGUUUUGCACUUUCUAGUCAACAAAUGGAAAUGAACCGUACACUUACUGUAAAUGUGGUGAAGAAGACCCAUAAAAUAUUGUCUGUGGGAAAAUUGAGCUAUGACUAUGGUUCUAGUGCAUGAAAUAUUUUGGUUUAUCCUGUUCUGAUUUUGUAAGAAAAAAUUGCUGGUCUCAGAUGUCAUAAUCAGAUUUGAAAAUUAAUCUCAAAAAUGGCUCUGAAGCCUGACUUCUACAAAACUUCUUAUCCCUGAGAAGCUAUGGUACCAACUCUGAGAAACCACUUUGGGGUUGCUGUAAGUGAAUGAAGAGUUAAAACCAGCUAUGCCUCCUUUCUGAUGCCUUUUAUUUGUUGAUGGACUUUUUUUCCCAUUAUAUUUCACUCCUUUCUUAGCAUAUGGAGAGGUUCAUCACCUGCCCUUGUUAAAUACUGUCCAAUUUUCCAGACAGACAGAGGGUAGGUCUUCCUGACUGUCAGAGCAGCUCCAGUACAGGGAGUAGAUUUGCAUCAUCCCAUUGCCACCUCUGGGCCUGUGUGACUUCUGCAACGGUGCCUUGGGCAGGUUUCUGAAGUAGCCCUCUUAUCUCAUGGGUACCAGAGAAGAAUGUAGGCUAGAGCAGCAUUCAUACCACUAUGGAGUUGGGGAGAAAAAAAGACUUUGUGAUUAGUUUAUUUUUUUCAAGCGGUUGAGUUUGCCUAGUCCCUGGGCAUGCUUAAAGUUUGGGGUUUUUUUAAUAGUUUCCAAGGCAGUUUUGAUCUACUUCUUGUUUUGCAAAGUUGCAUUUCAGUAUCUUUUGCCCAUUUGACUACUUUACCACAGGAAAAAAAGAGAAGGAAAAUUCUUACAUGUGUAAAAAUAAGAGGGUGUGAUUUGAACCAUAAACUUUUUUUGAAAUUAUUUUUGUUGUGACUUUGCAGUGUAAACUAGUACUCAAACAGUCACUUAAGACAGUUGUGUAGAUUUUAUUUUUCCUGUACCAUGCAGAGUUGGGUCAGACCAGAAUAUCUGAGACAGGCGAUCCAGCUGGUACAAGAAAUUGUUAAGAGAGUUUGUUUAUUUAUUGUGUCAUUUUAUGAUAACUAUAAAAAGGUAUAGUGAAAUAUUGCUUUUUAUUAAAAAAAUAAUGAUUCUGAUCCUUGGUUUUAUGUAGGGUUUUAAAUCAUGAUCUCAAGAAGUGUUUUCUGUGAGUGUUUCUAUGAGAUGUCUGUUGGUAGGAUGCUGACAGAGGCUUAGCCAAAACUAUACAUCUCAGCACUUCCCAAGAAAGGUGAAUCUUUCUUGCACAUUAGAGUGUUUUAGAUCAAUGGGGUUUAAUCUUUCUAUGUUGAUGCACACAAAUGUGUGCGUUUUUCCCAUGGAAGUGUGGAGAUUGUUUAAGACAUUUCAGGUAAGUAGAUUCCUGUAUAGCAUAAACAGACUUGCUCAUCUUAGCUGCCUUUCAUAGGCCUCUUGCAAAUAGUUCCCAGGUCUUCUCUGGACCAUAGAUCAAAAACUGCCUUGGGUUUAGAUUAUUCAGCGGAGAGAUUCUUUACCGGCUAAUGCACUGUGCCUUUCUGGUUCAUCUGCGUUAGCUCAAUGCCACAAUGUUUAAGCUUCAAACUCUGCAAGGGAAUGUCUAAUCAAAAUAAUAAUAAUUGAUUCUCAAAAGAGGUUUCAAGACCUACAUUUUUGGCUUCAGCAAAUUGCCCGUAUUACAAACACACAUCUGUAUUACAGAGCAGCACAAGGAGACCCUUCACCCAGCUCAGCACUUCAGAACAUACUUAAAAUAUGUUCAGCUUCUAAGUGCUUUGCUCACUUGGGACCAAAGGAUAUGGUCCUGGCCAUGGCUG
Messenger RNA from Manacus vitellinus (golden-collared manakin), 4909 nucleotides. RefSeq names its product natriuretic peptide receptor 3 (gene NPR3). NCBI's taxonomy places the organism in Eukaryota, Metazoa, Chordata, Aves, Passeriformes, Pipridae. The record is from RefSeq and is a predicted model, not a curated record. Gene Ontology annotation, molecular function: peptide hormone binding; natriuretic peptide receptor activity. Gene Ontology annotation, biological process: vasodilation; regulation of blood pressure. Gene Ontology annotation, cellular component: membrane.